Messenger RNA from Exophiala viscosa, 2220 nucleotides. RefSeq names its product putative monooxygenase. Gene Ontology annotation, molecular function: 3-(3-hydroxyphenyl)propionate hydroxylase activity; FAD binding. NCBI's taxonomy places the organism in Eukaryota, Fungi, Ascomycota, Eurotiomycetes, Chaetothyriales, Herpotrichiellaceae. The record is from RefSeq and is a predicted model, not a curated record. Bases 95 to 2038 code for a protein of 647 amino acids. The transcript is spliced from 4 exons. Gene Ontology annotation, biological process: 3-(3-hydroxy)phenylpropionate catabolic process.
CCCGGUCACCAAAGGUCGCCUCACCACUUCCCCACAGUUCGUGACAUUAAUCUUAUCAGCAUUGCUGGGAGAUUGCCAUUCACCACUGGCUAAAAUGACUGUCACCACUAACGAUCAUACGGAAACGACUGACGUGAUCAUAUGUGGCUGUGGCCCGACUGGCGCUCUCUUGAGCGCCCUGUUAGGACAAAGGGUUGUGAACAAUGUCGUUCUUGAACUGGAAAAGGAGGUAGUUACCGAUCCUCGAGGCAUCGCUUUGGAUGAGGAAGGCAUCCGGCUUCUUCAGCAAAUUGGGGUAUACGAUAAAGUCCACAGUGAAAUCGGGGAGACUCUUGGGCGUAUUCACUUCAUCUCCGGCAAGCAAGGCCUCAUCACUGAACCAUUCAUGGAAAUGGACAUGUCAUCGACAGAGGGUGGUACAGGUCAUGUCGGCGCAAUUUGUCAUAAGCAACCAGUCAUGGAAGAGUACAUACGCCAGUCCGCUCGCAGGUGCCCAAGUUCGGUCCUGAGAUUGGGAGCAACUAUUAUGGAGAUUCAGGAGGACGGAAACUGGGUUCGAGCAAAGUAUCUCGAUGACCAUGGUAAAGAGCGGUGGAUUCGAGCGAAAUUUUUCGUGGGGGCGGAUGGGAAGACGGGGUUCACAAGGAAGAGAUAUCUCGAGCCAAAAGGUGUCGUGCUGGAGACAGUCUCAGGGUAUGAGUACCAAGAGACCUGGGUCGCGGUCAACUACCAUAUGGAUCUGCCAACACCUGAGACGCACCCGGACUUUCCAUUGUGGAAGCUCAAUCACACACCAGAAGAUGUCUACGACGCAUUUUUCCCGACUGGUUUUCGUUUCAUCGGCAAUCCUGAUAGGCCUUCGGUCUGUGGAACAUUUGGUCCAAGGAAAGAGCGACUUUGGAGAUUCGAAUUUGUCGUGGACGUGGACAAAGGAGAAGAUCCGAACGAAAUGGCAACCUACGAGAAAAUGUCAGAGGUGAUAUUCCCGUACUUGACGCAUCCGGGCCAGAGAUACGGCUUGAACGCCGCAGUGCAAUACCCCACUGACUGCAUGCAUUUGCUUCGUUCGCGGCCGUUUUCAUUCUCAGCCAGGAGCUGUAACAAAUGGUCAGUAGGAAGGGUGUUGCUUUGUGGCGACUCGGCGCAUGUUAUGCCUCCAUUUGGCGGACAAGGUAUAGCUUCGGGCUUCCGAGACGCGGCAGGUGUAGCCUGGAGACUUGCCCUAGCAUGCCGACCGGACUUCAAGGGAAGUCAUGAACGACUAUUCAAUGGCUGGUGCCUGGAGCGCAAGCAGCAGCUUGACCGGUCCAUUGCUGUAACGGUGGCAAAUGGAAACCUCACGACAGCUCGCAGUCCAUUGAAGAUAUUCGUAAGAGACUGGAUAUUGUGCUUCAUGCGGCUUGUUCCCAGCUUCAGACGGAAGAUCGAGCUGGGGCCACGAGCACUUGGGAUGGUUCGAUAUCAGUGGAAGGACGGCAUGGCAUUCUUGCCGGAUCUUGCUGGCGGUCGGUGCCUUCCCCAGGUCUACUGUCGAUCAGUGCUACUUGCGGACAAGGGAGAUCCACCACCUGUGCAGUUCACAGAUGACGUGAUAUUCCACCCGGAGUCAAAGUCUACCUUGCGACUUGUGGUUCUGGUCGAUAACCUGGAACAGGCUGGAGAAGCACACUCGGAACUGGCCUCGCUCGACCUUGCGACUGCCUCCAAUGGUGAAGUGGGUACAGACGAGGCCUGUUACCUGGUGAUGUCGCCUGAGUGUCAACUACAGCAGCCAUCAAACAUACUGAGACAGAGAGUCUACCGGAUUGCAACAGGAGAAGAAUUCCAAUCUUCGACACUUUGCGAGAACCGACCGCCGCCCGUCGGGUACGACAUGUACCGGAUCAAGACUGACCUUGGCGGGAGGAAGUACGUACUUGUUCGACCGGAUAGGUUUGUGUUUGCUGCAUGCUAUACUGGACAGGAGUUGGUCGAGGCUUGCAGGGGGAUAUCCCGUAUUCUCUUUCCGUCAUCUGAAGGCGGCACAGCGAAACUGUAACACGGAAAGGCUGGGAACGUACGGCAAUGUGAAAGUCUUUGCAUACGCCGUUCAAGUAUUGAUCUCGGAGAAGGGUGAGCAUGCUUCUGCCAAGGUAGUAUUCUCUCGACAUAGCUUUCGAGGACACAAGAAGUGUUGGUGAGUGAGGAUCUGCAAUCAAUUGAUGGGAGAUUGCCAAAGAA